GGAGGGAGCAGCCUGGGUGGGCAGUGGGCGAGCGUGGCCACAGAGAAGGAGGCACACGCAGGGCACAGUGCCCUGGGGAUGAGCUGAGCUGCUCCAGGGGAGCCUCAGGCCAGCCCUGCCAGCAGCAGUGACGCAGGAGCCGCGGCUACGCCCGGGCAAACGGCAGGACCAGCCACGUCCUGCUCCUCGUCGCCAGGUGAGCCACCAAGGCUGAGCUGUGUCCCCUGUCCAGGGUGAGAUUGGCAGAGGGUUGAAUGCUGACUCUUGCCAGGAGAUGGACAGAGUCACCAGGCACUUGGUCUUCCAGCACCCCCAGCCCUCACUCAAGCAGGACUUUGGUGAUGCCCAGCAGACGGGCCCGUUUGCAGAGCACAGAGCUGACAGCGACGACGACGUCUUUGGCUCGUCCCAACACAGCAGCCAGAGGGUGGAGAAUGGCUAUGGCUGGAAAACGAGGUCGAAAUCACCCUCCUAUUUUCUGGAUGGUGGAAAAGAUGCCUGGACUCCAUCCCUGGACAGAGAGUCCAAGCUGGAGGUGGUGAGGUCAGGAAGCCUGUAUGAUCUCAGGGCUUACAGAGGUGAGAGGAAACCCUCAAAGCUUUAUGACGAGGAUGAGAUGGAACAAUACAGGGUCCCUCCACCAAGCAUCUCCCCUGAGAAAGCCAGAGAGCUGGAGGAUGAGAGGAGAGAGGUCAUCCGGAGCCAGGCGUUGAAGAAGAGCUCCACCAUAGCUGAGAAAUGGAGCUCCUUGGAUGAGCUGAGCUCCAUAAACAGCAGCAUGGGCAGCCAGGGUGAGGGCAGGCACACGGGCAGCUUCAGCAGCAGCUUUGCCAUGCACUUUGAGAAGCCUUCCCCAGGGAGGGCAGCGACACCCAUUGACCCCGAAAACAUCGACACGGAGCAGAUCAACUUCUCCGCUGCCCGGCAGCAGUUCCUGAUGCUGGAGAAGACCAACCCAGACUCUUUCUUCAGCCCAGGGCAACAGGCCAUGUCUCCAAAGCCAGAGUCGAUGACCAAAGUCUCUAGGCAAGAGUGGCACAGCCCUGAGGUGGCCCCAAAGGCUGCGAGAGGUUCCAGCAGUGCCGGUGCCUCCAGCCAGAGCAGGACGGACAAGAUCCUUUCCCAGAGUUAUGAUGUGUCCUAUAAGACACCUGUGAAGGAGGUUUAUGCUCCCAGAAGGGCUGACACUGAAAGGUCAUACGUCACUGGGAAGACUCUCAUCCUGACUAAAACAUCUUCCAGAGAGGACCUGGACUCUGGCUUGGGCGAGAUGUACAACGAAGCCAGCGCAGGUUACGCCAGCGAUGGAAGCGCCUCCAACGAGAACUUCAGCGGGCUCGUGGGUCUCAGGGCCAGCAGCAACGGCCUGGAGAAGGACACAAAGGUGGGCAAGGAGACACCCAUCGAGAGGGAGAUCCGCAUGGCCAUGGAGAGGGAGGAAAACCUGUGGAAGGAGAGAGGGAUCCAGCGGCUGACCUCCAGCAGCGAGCUGGUGGAGAUCCAGACCAAGCCUCUCCUCAACAUGCACGCCUCUCCCGGGCCAGGCAGGAAAGGGACAGACAAAGGCCGAGCUUCCCUUUAUGUCCAGCGGGAAAUCGAGCAGGAAACCAAGCGUGAGGAAGAUCUGAAGAGGCAGGGGAGGCUGCUGGGGACGUACGACAGAGGGACGCAGCAGGAGCUGGACGAGCGCAGGAGGGUGUUUGAGCAGGAGGAAGCCCCCCCGCAGAAGCCCCCUCCCACGAGGCAGGCAGACGAGAGGAGGGCUUGGGUGAACGACUUUGUGGUGCAGCAGCCCACCAACCACAGCCCCUACGCUGCAGAAGACCCCAGGGCUGCCAGAAACCUUCCCAGCUCCGGCGCCAGCAUCGCACACUUCCAGCUGUCCCAGCCGCGCUUCGCCGCCAGCGAGAAGAGCCGGGACCAGCCCCUGCUGUCCCAGCACGUUUCCAUCAGGGAGGUUUCCAGGGGAGGAAGGUUUCCCAGCUCCACCCCCAGCCCCACCAGCACCGCUGCCCUGCCCAGGGAGUACUUCUCCAUCUCCUUCUGGAAGCCCAAAGUGUCCUUCGUGGACGAGAUGGGGACGCAGAAGCCAUUAAGGAGGGAGGAUGGCCGGGAGGAGCAGUACAGGCUGAGGACCUGGAAGCCUCAGACAUCAGCACUGAUUGAGAAGGAGAUUGAGAGCGAUUUGCAGAGGGAAGAGGAGCUGCAGGAGCAGCGGCGGCGGCGGCGGCUGAUAGAUGGAUGGUCCCUGGUCAGCAGCGAUGGUGUGGCCCAGGAAGGUUCCCACUCACGGCACAGCUCUGCUGCCUCAGGUGUCAGCGGCACCUACUCAGUGUCUGGGUCUCCAGUCUCCACUCCUGCCUCACACCAGCCGGGGGUCCUGGGGCUGAUGUCGUCCUUCACCCCACUGAGAGUGUCCAGCCCGUCCCAGGGCAGCACAGAGACCCCCAACUCAGCCCGUUCCAGCCCCUUCGAGGAGCGACGGAGGAGGGUGAAGGAGGAAGGAAAGUACGCAGGCAUUGAACCCGUUGACAAGAUCAACACAGAGGUGGUGGAGAGCACCAGAGUGAUUCGCCACAAGAGCACCAUGGCCCAGCGCUGGGAGGCCGGGCAGUACGUCCGGGAUGAUGACUGAGGGGCUCUUGGAGCUGGGGAGGGACAGGACCAGCAGCUCUCACCCUGUGCUGGCCCCUGGCUCAGCUGGUGCAGGAUGGAGACACCUGACCCGUUCAGCACUUGGUUAUCGUGAGAAUCAGAGACUUGUACACUGCAAAUCGUGUCUGGUUUUAAUAGAACAGAUGAUCCAGUGCUUUCAACGUGCUCAUUCAUUCCCCUUUCCCUUGGAGGAGACUCAUUCUGCUCUAUUUUUGUCUUAAGAGGGGGCAAAUCAACUCACUUUCUUUUAAUCACUUCUGCAAGGAGACAGCCAUCAAAUUGUACGGUAAUUUAACUCCUUUCUCAUGGGAAGCUGCAUCUCUGCCUCACCAAAAAGCUGCUUUAUCCCCAAGCAGUUGUAGGUUUCCAGGUGCCACGACAUCAGGCGUCACCUCGGAGGGCACUGGACCAGUAUCAGCAUCAAACUGGGACUCACCAUCGCUGCUGAACUGCUGUGAUCUGCCGAGAUGCAGCCACUCCAGAGCCGCCCUCUGUACAAACGCUGUUUGUUGUGCUAAUUUAUUAAAGAGUCGUUGCUCA
Molecule: messenger RNA, 3195 nt
Organism: Colius striatus (speckled mousebird)
Lineage: Eukaryota; Metazoa; Chordata; Aves; Coliiformes; Coliidae
Gene: MISP
Product: mitotic spindle positioning
Exons: 5
Coding region: 275-2635 (786 amino acids)
Source: RefSeq, a predicted model, not a curated record